ACCAUAAUUGGAGAAGCUGGAGCUGGUUUCUUCUCUCUGUCAGCCGCUCAUCUCUAAAUCACCAAAUCGGAUAGAGCUUUUGGUUUCUGUUGUUUGGUUUGGUUGCUGUGGUGGCAGGGAUAAGGAUUUGAUCUGAGAGGAAAGUGAGAAGAGAGAGAGUGAUGGAUUUCUCGGCGGUGAAAGCAGGCUUGGCAUCGAAGUCGUACGAUAAAAUUGCGGAUGUGUGCGACAACCUAAUGCUUCAGGUUGCAGCCGAAGGCAUUGCUUAUCACGACGAUUGGCCCUACGCCAUUCACCUUCUCUCUCACAUUUACGUUCAUGACAUCAAUAGUGCGCGCUUUCUUUGGAAAUCAAUACCUUCUUCGAUCAAGGAAAGCCAGCCUGAAGUCACCGCGGCAUGGAAAAUUGGACAGAAGCUGUGGUUACGUGACUAUGCUGGAGUGCAUGAGGCCAUUCGUGGUUUUGAUUGGAGUCAGGAACUCCAAGGCCUAGUUGCCGCUUUUUCAGAACUUUACACAAAGGAGAUGUUUCAGCUACUUCUCUCGGCUUAUUCAACGAUAAGCAUUAAAGACACUGCUUUAUUUCUGGGAAUGAAUGAGGAUGAUGCCACAAAUUAUGUACUACAGCAAGGUUGGACUAUGGACCCUGCCUCUCGCAUGCUUAUAGUGAAGAAGCAACCUGUCGUGACAGAGCAAAAGCUUGAUCCUAGUAAAUUGCAGCGCUUGACUGAAUACGUCUUCCAUCUUGAGCACUGAAGCUUUUGAUUUCUGAAGAAAUUAGGUUUUUUAUUUUCUAAAAACUUUUCAAAUUGAUCGAUCAUAUGUUCUUGAAGGUGCGUGAAAGUGCAUGUAUCCUGUUGAUAAUUUUGAAGCUGAUCUUCUUGUGUUUGAACUUGAGCACUGAUUAGUGAAAUUUGCAUCUCACUCGGUAGUUAUUCAGCAUGCCUCUCUCCUAUAUAAUAGCGGAACAAUUCUAAAUUUGCAUAUUCUUCUUUUGAGGAGAAAUCAACUGUCUGUAUAUUCUGAGUAUACUGAAUAUUUUGUCAUUUGUCUUAAACCGUUAUUCUUAGGAGGAUAAUGUGAAUAAUUAUCAUAAUGUCGAUAUAGAUGGAUUUUGGAUUCCUACUGUAAACAAUUUGGAAGUGAAAGCUGUCUAUUAACGACUUGAUUCCGUGCACUGAACAUGAUACUGUAAUGUCCUUCGUUGGAAAUGAAAUAGUAUGAUUACAUUUG
Molecule: messenger RNA, 1232 nt
Organism: Abrus precatorius (Indian licorice)
Lineage: Eukaryota; Viridiplantae; Streptophyta; Magnoliopsida; Fabales; Fabaceae
Product: COP9 signalosome complex subunit 8
Exons: 6
Coding region: 162-755 (197 amino acids)
Biological process (GO): protein deneddylation; COP9 signalosome assembly
Cellular component (GO): COP9 signalosome
Source: RefSeq, a predicted model, not a curated record